AUCAUUAAGGUGAGGGAAUCAAACAUGGCGGCUGUGAAAAUGAAAAUGACGGCAUUUUUCUAUUCCGAAAAAAGGAGUGAAAGAUAAUUCAAAAACAGGAGCAAAAUGGAAACACAAGAAUCGCUACCAUCGUUUCUGAGGACACGACGGAUACGGACUUUUGUUUUAUUUUUGACAUGGAUAUGUAUGGGAAUGUUCCUGGAAAUCAUAGGGCCGACUCUCCAGGAUCUCAAAGACCGGACCAACUCGGAUUACGAGAGUCUAUCGCAGGCAGUGUCCGGCCGAAGUAUUGGGGCCGUCAGCGGAUCCAUCAUUGGGGGAAUCUUGAUCGACAAACAGGGCCGUUACUGUGACCUUAUCAUUGGUUUUUGUCUUACGGCGGCGGCGGCCGCCACCAUGGCCGUCCCACUUUCUACCAAGGUAUUAUUAACAGGGGCUCUAAUUAUGGUCCAAGGUUUAGCUGAGCUCAUUGUCAACGUAGCCGGUAAUACUACCAUUCUGUACCUGUGGCGAGAGAAAGCCUCCGCGCCAAUGCACAUGCUUCACCUUGGAUUCGGGAUAGGAUGUCUUCUAGUACCACUUGUGGCUAAUCCGUUCCUACCACAAAUGUCUUACCUACCUGACUGUGAAAUAAACUCCAACCUCUCAGUAACAAACGUCACCGACACCAACUGUUCCAUCAACAGUCUUGAUUUUACAACAGUGUUUGAGGAUUCUAUGGUGGAUUACGCGUACGCCAUAGUAGCAAUUCCAACAAUGACCCUUGCAAUGGUGUUUAUGAUUUUUCAAUGUGUGUUCACACAAGUUCACGAUGAGCGUGGGACAAGCAUUAAGAAACGUGACUCGAGAGCCAUGUUGAAUCCUGCUACUUGUACUGACGGAGAUUGCUGUUACGGAGUCCUAUUGUUCUCUCUUGUAUUCAUCUACUUUCUCUUUACAGUAGGAUUCGAAAGAUUUUACACGAAGUUCAUCCGUACAUUUGCAGUAGACGAAUUGAAUUUCACCAAAGACGAAGGUAGUUAUGUCAAUACAGGUUUCUGGGUAACGUUCUCUCUUGGAAGAUUUAUUGGAUUUGCAACUGGGAAAUUCGUCUCGAUUAGAAUAAUGAUGAUAUGUGAAGUAUGUGGUGUGUUUCUUAGUGCACUUGGCCUCUGUCUUGUCAGUAUCUUCAACUUUGAACCGGAAGUGUCAUUUUGGAUCUUCUCUCUGUUGAUUGGUCUAUUCCUGGGACCCAUGUGGCCAACCGGGAUAUACUGGACCGAUUACCACGUGGAAUUGACAGGGAUGGGGAUUACUCUCAUCUGUCUGGCCGGCGGAUGUGGGGGAUUCUCGUGUGUAAGUAUUAUGGGAUACAUCUAUGACGCAAUAGGUCACGUGUGUUUUGUUUACGAGGCAAUGGUGUGUGGACUUUUGGUAUUUGUCAUCGGUCUAUGUCUGAACGUUGUCGGUAUUCGACACGGGAGUCGAUUUGAUAAGGUAAAAGAUGACAAAGCUGUCAUGGAGGACAAUAUAGACAAUAAAAUCUAAUAAGCAUAGAAAGAAUGGAUGUUGUUUAUUUGUUAACAGUCUAGA
Pecten maximus is the source of this 1572-nucleotide messenger RNA. RefSeq names its product sodium-dependent glucose transporter 1A-like. Bases 106 to 1527 code for a protein of 473 amino acids. The transcript has 4 exons. NCBI's taxonomy places the organism in Eukaryota, Metazoa, Mollusca, Bivalvia, Pectinida, Pectinidae. Gene Ontology annotation, biological process: transmembrane transport. The record is from RefSeq and is a predicted model, not a curated record.